GAGCUGGGAGGCGGCUCCGGCGCGGACCUCGGAGAACCUGACUGCCAACCCGAGAGCCAAUCUCGGUGUCCGAGGCCAGCGGAAGCUCGGAGCCAUCUAACGACCCGGCGAGCGGCCUCAGGCCCCGCCAUGGGGAAGACCAACAGCAAGCUGGCCCCAGAGGUGCUGGAGGACCUGGUUCAGAACACCGAGUUCAGCGAGCAGGAGCUGAAGCAGUGGUACAAGGGCUUCCUGAAGGACUGCCCCAGCGGCAUCCUCAACCUGGAGGAGUUCCAGCAGCUCUACAUCAAGUUCUUCCCCUACGGCGACGCCUCCAAGUUUGCGCAGCACGCUUUCCGCACCUUCGACAAGAACGGCGACGGCACCAUCGACUUCCGGGAGUUCAUCUGCGCCCUUUCGGUCACUUCCCGAGGCAGCUUCGAGCAGAAACUCAACUGGGCCUUUGAGAUGUACGACCUGGACGGCGACGGGCGCAUCACACGCCUGGAGAUGCUGGAGAUCAUCGAGGCUAUCUACAAGAUGGUGGGCACCGUGAUCAUGAUGCGCAUGAACCAGGAUGGGCUCACGCCCCAGCAGCGUGUGGACAAGAUCUUCAAGAAGAUGGACCAGGAUAAGGAUGACCAGAUUACUCUGGAGGAGUUCAAGGAGGCGGCCAAGAGUGACCCAUCCAUUGUGCUACUGCUGCAGUGUGACAUGCAGAAGUAGAGAGCAAAGGCUGGUGAGGGGCAGGGCCCCUGGCCAGGAGGAGCGUGGCCACCUCCCAAUCCCAUGAUCUCUCUGGCUGGCCCUCACCUCCCUGGAAGGGGGUACUCUAGCCUCACUCUCUGGCCUACUCACCCCAGUGCCCAAGCCCUUGCUUUCCUCAAUCAAGAUCUUUGAGGGACCACCUCACCCUGGAAAAAAGAUCCUCAGGUAUCCUGUGGUCUCGUGCCACCCCCAGUCUUGGCCCACACUUAACAUUCACUGGGCAUAGGGGAGUUGGCUUUUGCCCCUACAAGCAGGGUUAAGGAAGGAGGUUGGGGUUCUGCUUUGGAAGUCUGUUCUUGGGAUUAUACUAUAUAGGAUGUGGUCCCACAUACCCCAGUUAAAGGGCCAAAUUGGGUCUGUCCUUUGUUGAGGACCCAGAUCCCUUAAAAGUGGUCUCUGCCCUGACCCUCGACUCUCCCUGGCCCCUCUGGCCCCUGUCUUUGGAGCGUUCAUUCAGUCCUUUCUUCAGCUAACAUUUAUUGAGCAGCUGUUCGAUGUCGGGCACCUCUAGGUGCUAAGAAUAUGGUAGUCUGCAAGACACAUUCCGUGCCCUCUGGAAGCUCAUAGAGUGGCGAGGCAGACUCCCAGCGGUCAGUCUCAGAUGGGGACGUCGAGCAGAGCUGAGCGGAGGGUGCAGUAAGGCUGGUUAGUUUGAGAGAAGCUAUUAACUCUUUCCACUCAGUUCUACGCAGAACUGCAGAAGGAUAAAUGAGAAGUGUUUGGAAGUCUAGGAACCCUGUGAGUGGGAGUUUUGAGAAAAAUUUAA
Messenger RNA from Molossus molossus (Pallas's mastiff bat), 1513 nucleotides. It is a transcript of the gene HPCAL4, whose product is annotated as hippocalcin like 4. The transcript is spliced from 4 exons. NCBI's taxonomy places the organism in Eukaryota, Metazoa, Chordata, Mammalia, Chiroptera, Molossidae. Gene Ontology annotation, molecular function: calcium ion binding. The coding region runs from base 130 to 705 and encodes 191 amino acids. The record is from RefSeq and is a predicted model, not a curated record.